Messenger RNA from Lottia gigantea (owl limpet), 396 nucleotides. RefSeq lists its product as hypothetical. NCBI's taxonomy places the organism in Eukaryota, Metazoa, Mollusca, Gastropoda, Lottiidae. The transcript has 5 exons. The coding region runs from base 1 to 396 and encodes 131 amino acids. Gene Ontology annotation, molecular function: calcium ion binding. The record is from RefSeq and is a predicted model, not a curated record.
AUGACGAAGCUUUCGGAAUAUUUCUUGAUUUGUUCAAUGAUUUUUGUCGUAUUUAUGCUUCAAAGAGGAACAUGUGAUGAUGUUGUAACAGAAGAACAAAUUUCGUACGCUAAAGGCUCUGUUUGUGGAUAUUGCUCUUAUUGCAAGUUUUGCAAGCUAUGUGAUAAAGAUUGUCCAUGUGAAACUAGUCCUAGUAAACCCAACUGUAAAAUGUGCAAGUAUUGUAAAUAUUGUUAUAUAUGUUCUGGUGUAUGUGAUACCAUUUGUCAACCAGGUGGUAUGAUAGAUAAAAUAUCAGCUGCUAUUGUAAAUGCUCUACCAAGUUUUAAUAAAGAAGAAAUUGAAGAUGAUUUAGAAAGUGUUAAACCUUGGUUAGAUAAAAAGGAUGAAUUAUGA